Molecule: messenger RNA, 4310 nt
Organism: Xyrauchen texanus (razorback sucker)
Lineage: Eukaryota; Metazoa; Chordata; Actinopteri; Cypriniformes; Catostomidae
Product: lariat debranching enzyme-like
Exons: 9
Coding region: 135-1829 (564 amino acids)
Biological process (GO): mRNA splicing, via spliceosome
Cellular component (GO): nucleus
Molecular function (GO): RNA lariat debranching enzyme activity
Source: RefSeq, a predicted model, not a curated record
GAAUAGCACUUUCCACUGCCAAAUGGAGCAAAGUAAAUUCCAUAGUUUAGCGUCCUGGAAUAACAAUUUCUAAAAAGAAAAGGAAUAUUAAGAACACUCAACGUGGUAUUGAACAUAGGAAAUGAUCUACAAAGAUGAAGGUUGCAGUGGAAGGGUGCUGUCAUGGCGAGCUGGAUAAGAUCUAUGAGAGUAUCAGUUAUCUGGAGAAUAAAGAAGGUGUGAAGGUGGACAUGCUACUCUGCUGUGGAGACUUCCAGGCCGUAAGAAAUGAGGGAGACUUGAAAUGCAUGGCGGUGCCGGCCAAAUACAGACAGAUGCAAACUUUCUACAAGUACUACUCUGGUGAAAAGAAGGCCCCUGUUCUGACCAUUUUCAUUGGUGGAAACCAUGAGGCAUCAAACCAUCUGCAGGAGCUUCCGUAUGGAGGCUGGGUGGCCCCCAACAUCUAUUACUUGGGUUAUGCGGGUGUUGUGCGCUUUAGAGGUGUACGGAUUGGCGGUCUUUCUGGAAUCUUUAAAUCCCAUGAUUACAAGAAAGGACACUUUGAGUUCCCACCAUACAAUCAAGAAACCUUGCGCAGCGUGUACCACAUAAGGAACAUUGAUAUCUUCAAGCUUAAACAGAUCAAGAUGCCCAUAGACAUUUUCAUGACGCAUGAUUGGCCGAGAGGUAUAUAUCACUACGGCAACACAAAUCAGCUUUUGAACAAGAAGAAGUUCCUCAGACAGGAGGUGGAGAGCGGGACCUUGGGCAGCCCGGCUGCUGCAGAGCUCCUAGAGCACCUGCAGCCCAGUUACUGGUUCUCGGCUCACCUGCACGUGAAGUUUGCUGCAAUAAUGCAACACCAGGCUAAGAAUAAUGCCGCCCCAAAGAUCACCAAGUUUCUUUCACUUGACAAGUGUCUUCCACACAGAGACUUCCUUCAGAUCGUGGAGAUACCCGACAGACCAGGCUCCUCCGAGCAACUUGAGUAUGACCCAGAGUGGCUGGCCAUCUUGAAAGCAACAGACAGCCUCCAGAAACCAUCCUGCAAAUUCUGGCACCCCCCGCAGAACAAUGGUCUACAUACCCGGUGGGACUUCAGUGCCUCAGAGGAAGCUAUGAUGGAGGUUGUGAGCGAUUUUAGUGGUGACCUCUCCAUCCCUGAGAACUUCAGCCUGACAAUUCCUGCCUAUGACCCCGGCCACCCUCAGCACAAUGCCCACCCUGCCUACUCCACCAACCCCCAAACCACAGAGAUGUGCGCUACUCUCGGCCUGACAGACAUCUACAUCCUGAGUGGGCAGAGUGACCGGGAGGGGGGUACCACCGGUGCGACUGAAGAGGAGGAUGAGGACAACCGGAGCACGGGUAGUGUAGAUGAACCCAGUGAAUACCCCACUGACACCUCCGUCCUUUCCAACUCCUACAACCCUGAUGAAAUCACCAUCGAGGAUGAAUGGGAGGAAGAGGAGGAGGGGUUAGGAUGUGCAGAGGAGAAAUGGACUGAUGCAGUAGUUCCAGAAGGGCAGGUGGGGGGUAAGGACAGCGAUAGAGACAGCAGCCCUUUGCGAGCGACGGCCAGCAGACUGAGCUUACCACCCCCGUGCGCUGCUCCAGAGCCUGCACUGCGCUCCCCGUUGUCUCUCACUCUUCCCCUGCCCUCUAACUCCGCAUCCCUCUCUCAGGGCAGCUCAGAGGAGGAGAGGGACUUUACACCAGCCAGGAUCCCCAAACGCACCAGCGGGGAGACAGCCGGGCCAGUGAUUCACUCAGGCGGCACACCUCGAAUCAAACGAAGAAACCAGAGUAUCUACACGGCAGUAGAUGAUGAAGAGAGUGAGGGGUAGAUCAAUGAAUGCUUUCAUUUUUUAAAUCAUUAAAUUAAACAUUACAUUUGCCACGUAGUUUAGGGAUUUAAAGCGAUAGUCAUUUUCUCACCCUCAUGAUGUUCCAGACCUCUACAACUAAUUCCAUGGGACACAAAAGAUGUUAGGAAGAAUAUUAGGGACUGACAGCCUCCGCCAUCAUUGCAUCUUUUCUUUCAUCCAUUGAAAGAGAACAACAGGAAGUCAUAUGUGUUUGAAUGUAAUGCAAGAAUCAGUGAUUUCUUUUAAUCUUUUAUUUGUCAUUCAUUUGUAUUUUGCUUUGUGACAAGUUUUAAUGAUGUUGUUUAUUUUUAGCCAAAUAUAUUAUGUCACCAGUUGUUUUCUGGAUUCUUUUAUUUUGUCGUGAUUAACCCAGCUUUACCAUUCUGUUUUAAAUGCAUAAAUUAUUUGAUUUUUUUUUAUGUUGAAUUAGAUACUCCUAUCCGAGUACAGGGAUCCUACUCCUUUUGACUUUUACUCGUUUGUAAACUGCAUUCACAUAGCAGGGGCUGCAAGACACCUUUCUCAAAUUCCUUUAUUGGGAUAGUUCACCCAAAAAUGACAUCUCUCCUCAUUUACUCGCCCUCAUGCCAUCCCAUGUGUAUGACUGUCUAAUGCAGAACACAAACUAAGAUUUUUAGUGAAUAGUGACCAGAAAUGUGAAGCUCCAGAAAUCACAUAAAGGCAGCAUAAACAGUCCAUCAGACUCCAUGUGGUGUGGAUGAGAAACAGAUCAACCUUGAAGUCCUUUAUUAUUAUCUAUUUUACAUUAAUAGUAAAGGACUUGAUCUGUUUCUCAUCCACAACUAUCAUAGAACUUCUGAAGAUAUCAAUUUUACCACUGUAGUCAUAUGGAAUAUUUGUAUGCUGCCUUUGUGAUUUUAGGAGCUUCAAUUACUUUUUAUAUGUAUAGGGCAUUUCACAACACAUCAUUUCCAAGCAGUUGUACAGAAAUGUUUACGAUAACAGAAAAUGAAGCUGUAAUGUCUGUGAUGCCUUUGUCAUCAUUGUGCGGUUUGAUGAAAACAUGAUUGUAGAUUAUGCCACAUAUCUAUAUCCACACACUAAUGAGCCAAAACAUUAUGACCACCUGCCUAAUAUGCUGCUAAAACGGCGCCGACAUGCCGAGGCAUGGACUCUCAGCAGUGGCCAAAAGUUUUGGCAGUGACAUAAAUUUUGUGUUUUGCAAAGUUUGCUGCUUCAAUAUUUGUAGAUUAUUUUCUCACAUGUUUCUGUGGUAUACUGGAAAACAAUUAUUACUCUUAUUAGUGCUCAGAGUUGAUCACAGAUUGUGGGCUUCUGCUUGUCCACUCGCCUUUUGAGGAUUGACCACAGGUUCUCUAUGGGAUUAAGAUCCGGAGAGUUGUCUGGCCACGGCUCCAAAAUUUCAAUGUAAUGAUCUCCGAGCCACUUCAUUAUCACUCUUGCCAUGUGACAUGCUGCUCCCUCAUGCUGGAAAAUGCACGGAUCAUCUCCAAAUUGCUCCUGGAUGGUUGGGAGAAGUUGCUCUUGCAGGACGUUUUGAUACCAUUCUGUAUUCAUGGCAGUGUUUUUGUGCAGGAUUGUGAGCGAGCCCACUCCCUGUGAUGAAGAGCAACCCCACACAUGGAUGGUCUCAGGAUGCUUCACUGUUGGCACAGGGCUCAUGGUAGUGUACACCUUUUCUUUUCCGGACGAUCGAUUUUCCAGAUGUCCCAAACAGAUGGAAGGGGAAAUAACUUUGCACCAGUCUUCUGCUGUCCAAUCCUUGUACUUCCUGCAGAAUUUCAGUCAGUCCUUGAUGUUAUUCUUGGAGAGAAGUGGCUUCUUUGCUGCCCUUCUUGACACCAGGCCAUUGCCCAAAAGUCUUCGCCUCACUGUGUGUGCAGAUGCCCUCACACCAACCUGCUGCCAAUCUUGAGCUCUGCACUGGUGGUGACAGGAUUCUGUAUCUGACUCCUCAGGAGGAGAUGGUCCUGGCACCUGCUGGUCACUCUAGGACGUCCUGAAGCCUUCUUCACUGCAGUUGAACCUCUCUCCUUGAAGUUCUUGAUGAUCCGGUAAAUGGUUCUUUCAGGUGCAAUAUUCCUUGCAGCAAUUUCCUUGCAUGUGCGGCCAUUUUGAAGCAAAGCGAUGAUGGCUGCACGUAUUCUGUAGAGGUAACCAUUGCGAACAAGAACACAAUGAUUGGAAGCACUUCUUCCCUCCUUUCAUAGCAUCAGUCUGCUCUUAUAAUCCAAUCAGAAUGAUGGAGUGAUGUCACCUGACUAGUGCUCGCUCACACUUUCACAGGUGCUGCUGAUAUGAUUAGUGAAAUGAUGUUAGCUGGUCAUUUUGUGCCAGGGCCAAAAAAACCUGAAAUUUUGGUUUUUGUGAUAAAGUUAAUAUUUUUGGCCAUUGACGCUUUUUGCAAUUAUUUAAAAUGCAUUUGAUCACUCUGCACAGUAAUCUAGAAACGAUGUGAAUCAACACCACAACAACUGA